AUGGAAUGGAAAAUGAUUCCACCUGCUUCUCCCCACUUUGGUGGUAUGUGGGAGUCAGGGAUAGUGUCCAUAAAAUUUCAUUUGAAAAGAAUGAUAGGAGAAACAAAGUUAACAUUUGAGGAAUUAACUACUUUGCUGACUCAAAUUGAAGCUGAGUUAAAUUCACGCUCCUUAUCUAAAACUAAUCACAAUGAUGUAGCUAAUUUAGAUGCUUUGAUUCCAUCACAUUUUUUUUUAACUGGGGAUGUUAUUACUAGCAUCCCAGAACAGGAUUUUUCUAAUAUUUCCAAACCCACUUUAUUAAAACGAUUUGAAUUAUUACAGCAAAUGAAACAAGGCUUUUGGAAGAGAUAUUAUAAGGAGUAUUUAAAUUCCUUACAACAAAGAUAUAAAUGGAAGAAACAACUUCCAAAUUUGUCCGUAGGUGAUAUUGUAUUAAUUAAGAAAGAUGGUAAUGUUAGAGUUGUUACAGUAAAAGCUGUUAAUGGUUAUUUUUAA
Stegodyphus dumicola is the source of this 498-nucleotide messenger RNA. RefSeq lists its product as uncharacterized. Lineage: Eukaryota; Metazoa; Arthropoda; Arachnida; Araneae; Eresidae. The record is from RefSeq and is a predicted model, not a curated record.